AUGAACUUCAGCAGGGAGGUGGCCCGACAGAACAGCUGUUAUACAUAUGUGAUAGAAGAUGAGGAUCCAGCCCUGGCAAGCCUAAAUGUAUUCAAGUUGGCUGAGAGGGGUGACCUAGCUCUCCUGGAGAACCUGGUGAGGAAGAGCCCAGAUGUCCUGAAUGAGAAAGAUGAAUGUGGAGCUAGUCUCCUUCAUCAUGCUGCCGCAGGGGGCCAUGUCACCAUCAUCCAAUGCAUCACCACGGUCAUAGACCAACAAGGUAAGAAUGCCUCAGCCAUCGAUCUUAAGAUGCACUCCAGCACAGACCUUAACAGCUGUGAUGAACAGGGCAAUGUGCCCCUACACUGGGCAGUGGAGAGGAACAAGGCAGACAGCUGCAGGGCUCUUAUGGACCUGGGGGUCAACCCCAAUAUCCUCAACAUGGCCCUCCUGUCCCCUCUGCACCUGGCAGUCAACCGUGGGUACAACGACCUGGUGGAGCUGCUGCUGUCUUACAGUGCUACUGACUGUAAUCUGGAGGGAGACCUUGGGAACAACCCAAUGAUACUGGCCAGCUCUAUCAAUAACUGUGAAGCUCUCAGCACACUGUUGAAGCAUGGAGCAAAGCUCUGCCAACAGAACAAGCUCGGCCAUUUUCCCAUCCAUGCAGCUGCCUUUGCGGGUGCAAAGAAAGCUAUGGAAGUGAUCCUGAAGGCCGGAGAGGAGUUUGGCCACUCAGCUGUAUCUCACAUCAACUAUUUAGACAAAUCCAAGAGCAGUCCCCUCCAUCUGGCUGUUCGUGGUGGGAAUAUUGAAGCUAUUCGCCUCUGUGUUGCUACUGGGGCCAAAGUUGACCAGCAACAGAAUGACAGGUCCACACCACUACAUUUGGCCUGCACCCAGGGUGCUACUGAUAUAGUCAAACUGAUGCUCUCCUCCUUUGACCAAGUGGAAGAGAUCAUCAACCUAACUGAUGGGGCGUGUCAGACCCCUCUACACAGGGCUACAAUAUUUGACCACACAGAGCUGGCAAAGUACCUGAUUUCUUUGGGUGCAAACCUAAACAGCAUUGAUUGUAAAGGAAACUCUCCCUUGCUGCUGGCCACGAGCUGUGGAGCAUGGAGAACUGUGUCUCUGCUACUGUCAAAAGGGGCAAAUGUAAAUGUGAAAGACAGAUGCGGUUGUAACUUCCUUCACCUGGCCAUUCUGCAGCCCAAGGGUCUCAAGAAUCUCUCAGAAGAAGUACUGCAGCAUAACAGUGUGAAGGCAUUGCUGAGCUGUGAGGAUAAUGACGGCUGCACCCCACUCCACUACGCUUGCAGACUGGGUAUCCAUGACACAGUGAAGAACAUGCUGGGCCUCUCGGGGGGGGUCGGCCUUGCAUGCAAGUCCAAGGACAAGAAGUCUGCCUUGCACUUUGCUGCUCAGUAUGGGCGCAUCAAUACAUGUCACCGAUUACUCGAGACCAUCACAGACUCUCGUUUGCUAAAUGAAGGUGAUGAGAAAGGCCUGACACCACUUCAUUUGGCUUCAAGAUGGGGGCACACCAAGGUGGUACAGUUGUUGCUACGCAAAGGAGCUCUCUUUCACAGUGAUUAUAAGGGCUGGAGUUGUCUGCACCAUGCUUCAUCUGAAGGAUACACACAAACUAUGGACAUUCUCCUGUCAGCCAAUCCCAAGUUAUUGGAUAAAAUAGAUGAGGAUGGGAACACUGCACUCCACAUCGCAGCAAGAGAGGGACAUGUGGCUGCAGUCAAGGUCAUGCUGGCUCGGGGAGCAGAGCUCAUCUUAAACAAGAAUGACACCUCAUUCCUCCAUGAAGCUCUGCAAAAUGGGAGAAAAGAUGUGGUCAAUGCUAUAAUUGACAGUGACAGAUGUGCUGAGGCUUUGACACUGUUCACACCUGGCUCAAGCCAGCGAUGUCCCAUACUAGACAUGAUUGAGUUUCUGCCUGAGACCUACAAGCACCUAUUGGACCGGAGUAUUAGGGAAUCUGAUGAUGACCACAACAGUAAUGACUACCAUAUUGAAUACAAUUUCAGAUGGCUCCAAGCUCCCCUUGCAACAAAGAAGGUAACUGACAAGACAUUGAGGUACCAGCCACUAGCUGCACUCAAUGCAAUGGUGCAGUACAACCGCAUUGAGCUCCUCAACCACCCUGUCUGCAAAAAGUAUCUGGCAAUGAAGUGGAUUGCAUAUGGGAGCACGGCUCAUGUGCUCAACAUGUUUUUGUACCUGUUAGGCCUGCUGCCCCUGACUCACCUGAUAGUGACUCUGAGGCCAACUAUGAACACCACUGGCACAGGCGAGCACAGUAUCAUUAUGGUGCCCAUAUCUUUUAUAGAGCAAAGUCUGUUCUUGUCCUUCUGUAUGGUGAUGGUCUUGGUCAUUAACGUGUAUUGCAUUGCGAAGGAAUUGAUGCAGAUAUCACAACAGCGCUGGAAUUACUUCAAAGAUUAUUCCAACCAGUGUGACUGGUUUUCAGCCAUCUUCUCUCUUCUGUUCAUCAUCCCUGUCAUGCUCAAUGUAGAGGGUUCUUUACAUUGGCAAGCAGGGGCAAUGGCAGUUUUAAGCUCCUGGGUUGGAUUUCUCCUUUAUCUCCAGAGGUUUGAGGGUGUUGGCAUCUAUGUUGUGAUGUUUGGAGAGAUCCUUAAGACACUGGUUCGUAUUGUGAUGCUAUUCAUAUACCUGAUGUUAGCAUUCGGAUUGGCAUUCCAUGCUUUGAUGCUCCACCAGAAAGAGUUUGACAGCGUGUCACUCUCAGUGAUGCAGACCUUUGUGAUGAUGGUUGGGGAACUGAACUACCAGAAUAACUUCCUGGAUGCUUAUCUGAACAAUAAGCUUCCUUUUGGUCUCCUGACUUACGUCACUUUUGUUAACUUUGUGCUGCUAAUGCCAAUACUGCUAGUGAACCUCAUGAUUGGUUUAGCAGUUGGAGACAUUGCUGAAGUACAAAGAAAUGCUGUCCUAAAAAGAAUAGCCAUGCAGAUUGACCUCCACACCGCUCUGGAAGAUAAGCUCCCUUAUUGGAUUAUGAAACGAGUCGACAAACACUCCAUAACCAUCUACCCCAAUCGCAAGUGCUCCAAGCACCACGUAAGGCAAUUAAUCACAGGUGGUGAGGAAGCAAAUGAAGUCUGGAGUCGUCUGCAGGCCAAAUCACAGAACUGCACUGUGAUAGAGAAUGAGCUCAGAAAGCAGAAGUGCAGGAUGAAAGAAAUGUCAAGCAUGCUGGAGAAGCAGCACAGCCUCCUGAAGCUCGUCAUCCAGAAGAUGGAUAUCACCUCAGAGGCUGAUGAGUACGAUGGCCCUGUGAAUGUCAAAGGCAGCAUGUGGCUGAGCCCGAGUCAGGUUAAACCAAGAGGACAUAGUGUGUCCUGGUGGGUCCCAGUAAUGAAGGCCAUCGAUUCCAAAAGAAAGUAAAGAAGAA
Messenger RNA from Xiphias gladius (swordfish), 3409 nucleotides. RefSeq names its product transient receptor potential cation channel, subfamily A, member 1b (gene trpa1b). Gene Ontology annotation, cellular component: membrane. The transcript is spliced from 27 exons. Bases 1 to 3402 code for a protein of 1133 amino acids. NCBI's taxonomy places the organism in Eukaryota, Metazoa, Chordata, Actinopteri, Istiophoriformes, Xiphiidae. Gene Ontology annotation, biological process: monoatomic ion transport; transmembrane transport. The record is from RefSeq and is a predicted model, not a curated record. Gene Ontology annotation, molecular function: protein binding; monoatomic ion channel activity.